This is a messenger RNA of Paramuricea clavata, 9732 nucleotides long. The record is from the annotation of a GenBank genome assembly. NCBI's taxonomy places the organism in Eukaryota, Metazoa, Cnidaria, Anthozoa, Malacalcyonacea, Plexauridae.
AUGACGACGAAUAUGCCCGUCCAAUCUGUUCAUGUAGAGCCCGUUGUUGAGAAAGAUCCUGUGGAACAGGUUUGUGUUGUUUUCGACUAAAAUUGUAGUGCCGUUGACUUAAUAAUUCUUUACUUAUACCCUCAAUAUUCUGCCAUCUUCUCAGUUCUUGUUUACCGCUUACGACAGUGCACAGUGAGUAAAAAAUUGAAGCAUAUCACGUUCAAAUAUGGCGAGAGGUAUAAGUUACUACAAAUAGGUACUUUUAGGACUUACUUAAAUUUUUAAUGAUUCUCAAAUUUUUGCGUCGCAGUGGCGUUAAAUUAACUAAGUUUUGUAAAGAAAUAUGGGAUUUAAACGACUGAUGUUGUGCUCCUAUAUGCGUAACAAUAUUUGCUUUCUUGUAGCAAAUAUUCGUUCACGUCGUGGCAUAAUUUUCUCAGCGUUUCUGCCUAGAAUGGAGAGAAUUUAAUAACAUUCAUGGACAUUGAAUUGUGAAAUAUGUUUUAGUCCGAAGACAGCGACGGAAACACAAUUGUUGCUCGUCAUUUUUAAUGUUUUCAUUAUGGCGAUAUUAUAUUUCACUUUGCUACAAAGGUUUGCCAUCACGUAUUAUCAAUUUUUUUUGAAAUAUCGUUGUUUUAGUCUUCAUAUUGUCGUAUCUAGUUUUUGUUUUCUAUAUAACAUUAUAAGGAAAUGAAAACUUUAGUGUAAAUUUUCUUUCACGUUUUGUCUUGAACAUCUAUACGACCCAACGACCGUGGGCGGAAAAUAUAUGUAUAUUUUCUGUCAAACCGAGCAAAACUGCUUGUGUUGGCGCAUUGUCGAUUUGAAGAUAUUGAGAAAUAACCUUUCUGUUACUGUGAGUAUUUUGGGACACUAUUAUAAUAUAUUUACAGUUUCAAAAUUACUUAACUGUUUUUAGAGUUGAAGGUAUGUAGUGUGUUAAUCUUCCUAGGCAAACAAAACAAAGUCAAAGGCUAGCAUUCAUGUCGCGCUAUUUUAAAGACGGCGUCAGUGACGUAUGUGAAUUAAAACUAAGAAUUAUAAUUGUUUAUCACGCCAACAAAAGAACAAUAUGGGCAGAAAACCCUUAGGUAAAAAAUAAAGCUUUGGAUAUUAUUGUGAUAUACCUAUUUAUUACCUACUGAUCUAUUUGUUUUUCUGUGUGAAAAUGGCUAUUAGCAGUGGUAAAAAUUCAUUUUAUCAAUUUAUGCUUGAUACAUUAUUCCUAAUAAUUUAUUCAACUAUUUGUAGAUAUUAGACAUAUUAGGACUAGAAGAUUCUCUGGAAAACAACCUUAAAGCCCACAUGAGUUUUAAGUUUUAUAAUAACCUAUAAGGCCCAGGCUAGAGAGUAUAACAAUAUAUAUCUGUGUUGUUUGAAUAUUUGUACCAGAUUUAUUGCCUAUUUGUCAACAUUAAUGAAUAUUUGGGAAUGAAAAUUGGCAUUUUCAUAGCAGCUUAUUAAUAACAGAUUGUUCAAGUAUCUGAUAUUAAAUUUUAAGCAUUGCAACUCAGUAGAAGUUUAGCACAACACAAGACUAAACAUAUAAUUAUAAAUAUUUGAGGUCAAGAAUAGAGGAAUAUGUGAAAGAAUAGGUGACUAUACUUCACAGAUUGUGCCGCAAUCUGAAAUUACUGAUUAUUGACCAAAACCCCAAGUAUCAGGUUGGAAACAAUCUACCUCAUACCGAUUUUAUAAUGAUGUCAUAAUGUAGUUGACCAAGUAAAGGUGAUAUCACUCAUUUUGAUUUUUUAAUGGUUAUUUCAAAUGUAAAAAUGUUACUGCAACCAAAGUUUGUUACAGCUGUUCAUAAAUGGGUUACAAUAUGGCAUGCUUCAAACAUUAAUUUUGUCACAGCAACAUAUGGUGUUAAAAUGCAACUGUACCAAUGCACAAUGUACUGUACAUCAUUUUUAAAGUGCAUAUUUUCUCAACAGUUGGUUUUAUGCAAUCAGAAAUACAGAUAGUUCUACUUUUACAGAUUAUUGGUCAAUUGCUAAGUACUGUACUUGAGUCAUAGCCUAGUGUAUAGGGUUGUUAUACUGUAAUGCUAGGUGCAUAAUAAAUCCAAACAAUUUACAGUGAAUUACACUGUUGAGAAUCUUGCACAGGUCAAUUAAUACUUCAGUGUAAGACAAUUAUUUGACAGGGGAAAACCCAUUACCAAGAAAUAAUUAAGUAUUUAACAAUUGUAAAAAGUGUUAACUAGUAGCUGGAUUAAAUCAUAGUUAUGAUUAAAUGCUCAGAGGUUAAACACUAUGUGUCACAUACAGUUGGGGGUGAAGAAUCAAAUUUGACCACUCAGCAUUUUCCAUCCAUUCAUGAACAAAGUUCUUGAUGGGGGAAUCCUGGCUUUAGACAGAGCAGAAAAGCUGCAGAAUAAAAAACAGGUACCACAUUAGGGCAUAUUAUUGCUUAAUGUGGUUUUUUGCUAAAACACCAAUGCUUAAGGUAAAAACUUUUUCACUAGAUUAUUAAUGCUAAUUUUUGUCUCUAGCAUUAAAAUCUUCAUUGUUUGAAAAAUAAUUGCAAUAUAGGGGUGCUUACAAUUCAUUAAAAACAAUUGUGCAACAGACGAAGGACUCGCACAAAAGACCUCUUAAUUAAACAAUACUGAGCUUGUCAAGAGGUGCACAACGGCAUGAAAAAAAGCCAAACAGCCUUAAAUUUAACAAAGAAGUGCAUGCCCAGGCAUGUUUUAGUAUGCAUGCAAAUAUUCUAUUUUACCAUCAUGGUUUUACAUUUGAAUCAACUUAGGGCCUGUUUACAUGGAGGUAGGGUGACCCUAGCAGAAGGGUUACCCUAGCAAGUGGGUUACCCUACUUCAAUAUGUUUUAUAGGAAGCGUCUACAUGAGCACUAGGGUUACCCUAGGGGUAGGGUUACCCUAUCAAACACAUAGGGUGACCCUAGCAGCAGGGCUAUCUUUUUGUUUACAUAAGCCAUGUAAACGCGUCAGGUAGGGUUACCCUAGCAAGCGGGUCAUGUUUUAUACGUCCUACUGUGACAGACAAACAAGGAUGGCGUCGCUAGAUAUAUGAACACAUCAGCCUGGCAAGUAUUUUAAACGACACCAGAAAAUAAAAAGGAUAAGCAAUUUACAAAUAAUUAAGGAACCAGAGGCAUAGAACGAAGCUUUGACUUUGGACGAGAACGCUGCGAAUGAUGUAGUUUCGAUAACAAAUUGUCAAAGACGGCGAAAAGGAAGCAAAAUUCCGGCGCAUCCUCAUCGACGUCAAAAAAACAAAAUAAAUGCCCUUGGUCAGCCGAACAUGUCGAAAAACUGUUGUGUUGGACUAUAUCAAGGAAUACAUUUACGCUUAUUUAUGCAAUGCGAGUAAUAGACCACAACAUUGAAAUAACAGACCACGAUAUUGAAAUAACCUCGGAAAUAACAGACCACAACAUUGAAAUGCAGCAAGCAAAGGCCCAAUAAAUAGCAUCACACAACUUGCCGCUAAAACUUUGCGUUUCGACGCCAUUUAUCCAAUACAGACUGCUUAGCGACCACGCAUAGGUAGGGUUACCCUAUCGGGCAACAUAGCCCUAGCAGUAGGGUCACCCUACCUCAUGUAAACGCUCGCUAUUUUCUGACCCGCUUGCUAGGGUAACCCUCCUGAUAGGGUCACCCUACAUCCAUGUAAACAGGCCCUUAAAUUGUGAAGGCAUUUCACAACUUUUCACCCAUCUCUGUCAGCUGUCCUGCCCUUUCUUAAAUGUGUUACUGUUUUAUCUAGUACUAGAUUGCUGAAGUAUCUGAAGCUUUGUAAAAUGCGUCAUGUACCAGAAAUAACCAAUUUGUAGCAGUAUAACGCUGUCUUUGAUUAAGUGUAUUUUUGAGCACUUGUGCUGCAGGAAGUCCAGCGUAUAUUCAAAAAGUGCUCAAAUGUUUGAACUUUAAUGGCAGCACUCUCCCCUUGACAGUCAUCAAAAUCAUCUGGUGUUAGACAGAGUAAAAUAAUAAUGUAUGGCAUCAGGAGCAAGGUGAUGCAUGGACAGAUAGUUUGAUUAACCCAAUGAGUGUUAGCACUCUCCCCUUGAUGAGUUAAUUGUCUGACUUUAGACAAAGUAAAAUAAUAAAGUAGGGUGCAACAGGAAGCAUUGCCACUUAAAGGGUUAACUGAUGCAAGAAAUUCAGCAUAUCUUUAUACCACCACCAUCUUGACCACUUGAUUGCUCCUUCUGGUAUCCAAAUUCUCAAAAUAAAACAUGCUUUCAGUCUAUAACUCAAUAUGUUAUUUAAUUGCCAUGAACUCAAAACUUCACUAAAUGUAAGAGGUUUCCCAUUCAGGUUCUGAUAAUUUGCGUACUUACGUACAGGAAGUACGUACAUCCCUAUUACGGUCUGGUACUUCUUUGUUUUCAGCAUACUUAACUUUUUGCUGGUACCACAUGACCAUUCCAAGGCCAAGGUAUUCAAUACCGUAAUUUAGUUGGUAUAUGUAUAGGUCUGACUUGUCUUGGCAUGAAACAUGAUUGGACUGGUAGCACUAAGGCGUGUUGAGGUUGAUUGUUUGUAUAUGCAAUUGCAUGUGCUUGGCAUACCAGUCAACACUCAGGUAUGACUAAAUGUCUUGUAUUAUCACACCCUGCCAUUACCUAAUGACAGAGUUCAAAAGAUUAAACAUGAAGAACUUUAGUUGAGGUAUUCAAAUAGGAUACUGCUGCCACAGUAUAGACAUCUAGUAUCCAUAAUUCAAAAUUGAUAUUGUUAGAAUAGGAUACUGCAAAUCUCAAACCCUAAGUAACAGAGUUUGACCUGUGCAGUAGCAUUACCACAUCUCAUCUUGUGACAACAUAUCCUUAUCUAAAACUCAAUACCAUUAUAGAUAUGGCUAGGAAGGAAAUUAAUAAUGUACACUAUUAAUAUUGAACUGAUGAAUGAGUAGGCAUCCUACAGUUGUGUACUGUCUAAGAAAAUUAUUCACUCCAUUAGCAGCUGAUAAGCAAUGAGCUGUGAGAAACUCCUAUAUAUACAGUAGGCAUUUCUGUCUAGUAACACAGUACACCACAGUCCUUGUAAUUCAACUAUUUCAAAAUAAUUGCUGAUGUUGUUUUGCCAAUUUGCUACUUGUUUUGGCAACAUUUUCUGCUGAGGAACAUAAUGAAUUGCUUCAUUAUGUUCAAUUAUAAAUUGCUUCUGCAUUUACUUUGGCACACUUCAGCACACAUUUCUAUCAGUCAAAAACCAUACCUAUUUCAUAUUACGCCUUGGAAAACAGUACAAUAUUGAUUGCCAUGUCAGUAACAUUACAGAUGCCUCCGUUCCCUUUAUCCCCAUCUCCAUAAUGUCUCAUUUUGGCUUUCCUUUAUCUCAUUAUUAUGCCCUCAUACACCCAUUCCUCAUAAGCCUUACCAAAACACUAAAGGUCCUUAUCUAUUUCUCGUGCACUGUUAUUAUUUAUUGUUAACAAUCAUUUAUUGUUUGACAGAUUGUAACUUUCUCAAAUAUUAUUGCCAUUUCAAUGGUUGCUUAUUACUGUUGUUGUUGAUCACCUAAUUAUUGCCAUUCCAUUCCAUUGUAAUCUACACAAAUGUUUCUUCGUUAUCCCUAUUUUGCAAAAUUGCAUGAACCACUGCUUCAGUUUUUUCCUUUUUUGCCUUGGGAUUUAGUACACUAACAAUUAGCCUUUGAUAAGUAUAUUAAUUUAAGUAAUUAUAGGUAUACUUGUGUAGUAGAGAAAGGAUGGAGAGAUUUUCCGAGAGAAUACAAUUGACCAAAACAAAUGUGAAGGAGGUGGUUGCUAUAUGUAAAAGUUUUAGAACAUGAAAGUGUUUCCAGUCUUAAAAUCCGUCUGACCGUGUAGCUCAGUUGGUAGAGCGUCGAUCUAGUAAUUCGAAGGUCACGGGUUCAAGACCCAGCCGCGGCAGACAACAUCUUUCUGCUUGCGCUGGGUAUGGAAAUUAUAUAAUACACACUCUAGAACAUUUUCAUCUUUAUAUAUAUAUAUAUAUAUAUAUAUAUAUAUAUAUAUAUAUAUAUAUAUAUAUAUAUAUAUAUAUAUAUAGAAUUUCGCUUACCUCAAAAUUCCGCAACAGUCUGUUUCAUCAGUAAAGAAUCAUCAACAGACUGUUGCGGAAUUUUGAGGUAAGCGAAAUUCUACAUUUGCUCUAUCUUUAUGAUAUUGAGCACUCUUUGCGUUUCGUAUACACAAACCUACUCGUAUAUAUAUAUAUAUAUAUAUAUAUAUAUGUUAUAUAUUUAAAUACGAAUGUUAUAUAUAUAUAUAUAUAUAUAUAUAUAUAUAUAUAUAUAUAUAUAUAUAUAUAUAUAUAUAUAUAUAUAUAUAUAUAUAUAUAUAUAUAUAUAUAUAUAUUAUAUAUAUAUAUAUAUAUAUAUAUUAUAUAUAUAAAUAUACCGGGUGGCCCAAAAAAAAGUACUCCUGUUUGAUUCGUAAUAACUUCUAAACAAGUAAAGUUUUUAAAGAGAAAUAACUUGCAUUAAAUAGAGGAAGGACUAACUUAGAUUUUGCUAUAUUACAGUUGUAUUUAACUUAAAAAUUCACGGAGAUAUUAAUGUUAAAAAUGGGGAGCAUAUUUUGGAAUGUGUCUAAAAUUAGCGAAAAUCGGCAUAUCAAAUAUUAACUCCAGCAUUUGUUUGCUUAAUGACAUAUUAGGCUAACUUGUAUUUCAGCGAAUUAUCGUUAAGGUUUGUAAGGGAUAUGGCGUAGAUUUAGACAUCUUACAUGUAAGUCUUAGCUCAUUGUUUCCUGAAAUAUGAACGUUCGAAAUUAUGCAAGUAUUUAACAUUAGGUCUUUGCAAACUUAAAUGUACAUGAAAGACUGACCAUGGAAGGCAGGCGCUUAAAUUUUUCGUAUUCUUAAAUAGCCUAAUUUUUUUAUGUUUUUAAUGGUUCAAACAGACUGAGUAGAUUAUUUCUCGGUUAGAGCAGGAUGAAUAUUCUUUAUUGAAGGAAAUAAUAUUGCUUUUUGCAAAUACACAUCACCGUAUCAACGCUACUAUUUUGUUACGUUUUGUUCAAAAAAUGUUGCAUGUCUCUGGGGAGUUGCUUAAUUGUUAUGUCUUAUGGAGUUGUAUGGUUUGAUUGUGUUUCAUAUAAUUCUCAGUUUACUCCAUGAACUUGCCAAGAUUAAGAAACGGCAAAAGAGUUUGGGUGUUCUUAACAAGAUUUCAGAACGUUGCAGAAGUUAGAAGAGCUUCACAAUUCUGUUGUGACAGCAUGCCCUAAUUCAGAACUACGAACGAUCCAAUGACGAUCCUUCGCGAUGCAGUGGUCUCAUGAAAUAAGGAAACGUAUUCGUGCUAGGAACACACGCGAAUUUCGGACGACUGAAUCUUGCUUGUAUUUUGUAGAUAUAAUAAUACUUUGUUUCAUAAUAAACAAUUUGUCAAGUGUCAUUUAUUUACUGGUAAUAGUGCAUGUUUCAGUCGGGCAAAUCUUGAUUAAUAUUUGAUAUGCCGAUUUUUGCAUAUUUCAGACACAUCCAGAAAUAUCCUCCCGAAUUUAAAGAUUAAUAUCUCCGUGAAUUUUUAAGUGAAAUACAACUGUAAUAUAUCAAAGUCUAAGUUAGUCCUUCCUCUAUUUGAUGCAAGUUAUUUCUCUUUAAAAGCUAUACUUGUUUAGAUGUUAUUACGAAUCAAACAGGAGUACUUUUUUUUGGGCCACCCGGUAUAUAUAUUAUAUAUAUAUAUAUAUUAUAUAUAUAUAUAUAUAUAUAUAUAUUAUAUAUAUAUAUAUAUAUUAUAUAUAUAUAUAUAUAUAUAUAUUAUAUAUAUAUAUAUAUUAUAUAUUAUAUAUAUAUUAUAUAUAUAUAUUAUAUAUAUAGAAAGAAUAAAUUUAAACUAUAUAUAUAUAUAUAUAUAUAUAUAUAUUAUAUAUAUUAUAUAUAUUAUAUAUAUAAUAUAUAUUAUAUAUUAUAUAUAUAUUAUAUAUAUAUAUUAUAUAUAUAGAAAGAAUAAAUUUAAACCAUAUCUAUUUUCGGAAUAUGUUUGCUCACAUUGAUCAACCAAUUCCUUUGGCACUUCUUCGACAGCCACUAUUGGCAUUUAAUAUUAUUUUAUCAACGUUAUGACAUCACACCGUUGAGUAUUAUGUCAAAAAUCCAUAUUUGGUCAGCUGUUGAGUUGUCUGUUGAUGUGACAAUUUCACAGUUGGCUAUUAGCCAAUCAGUAACCACGAAUUCGUUUGCAUGUCUAUCACCCCAAAUCUUCGCUUGAUUUCUUGAUUCCUCCAUCUUGUCCUUCAACAGAACCCACAUCUCAGCAUAUGCAUCUCCAUCCUUCUCAUCAGGUCUCCUCAGUUUUUCCUGCAUAGGAAAGAGAGCAAAGGCUCUCCCCUUUAUGAGUGAAAUCGUCUGGUGUUAGAGAAAGUAAAAAAUAGUCGGGUGCAUUUGGGCGUAUUGCUGUUUGAAGCUUAAUGGGGUAAAUAUUACAGUAAAGUAAAUUGUUAUUUCACUUAAUUAAUUGUAGGCAAGUGAAGAGCAAGAGUUUUUACCAGAAUGUACUGAUGAUACAGUACCUGCUGAAGAUUCACCAGGAUCUUCAGACUCAGGUGGUGAUGCAAGUGAAACUGACAAAAUGCAUGUAAUAAAUUUCCAUGGUUCAGAUAGCUGUAUGACAGACAUCAAACGAAGUGUGUCUUGUAUUUCAACAGUAUCUUCAGCUGGAGAAUUUUGCAGGAUUUGUCAUUGCGAACGAACUGAAAGUAACGACCAAACAUUGAUUAGACCAUGUUUAUGCUCUGGGACAUUAUUGUUUGUCCACCAGAGUUGCCUGCAAAAGUGGAUCAAAAGUUCUGAUAUCAAGAAAUGUGAAUUAUGUCAAUAUAAGUUUGAGAUGGAGGCCAAAGUGAAACCUUUCAGGAAGGUACGUACAGUACAUACAGUGGUGUCAAGUAACGAAGUAAAUGUACUUCGUUACUGUACUUGAGUACAAUUUUGAGAAGUCAGCAUUAACAAAGUAAACUUUUUCUGCAGUACUUUUACUUGGAACGAAGUCGUUUUAAGAGUAACGUUUUACUUCGUUAUUUUCAUUUUGUGGCGAAGUAUUUCGUUGCUUUCUAACUUUUGUUUAAUUUUAAGUGAUUUAUUUCUGAUUUAUUUUAAUUUUUGGAUUGGUAAUACGACCUCUAGUGGCUCUACAUGCCUUCUGGGAUCUCUCGUUUGUGGCUUACUUAUAAGCAUUAUUUAUUUAAUGGAUUUCUUAUAUCAUCAACAGGGUCUGGAAAGUAAACCAUGCCGUGAAAUAUUGUAUAUUCGGUGCACGCAUAUAAUGCGUGUGCUAUUUGUUAUUUGUAUGUCAAAUGACAACUUCGUAUUUAAAAAGCAAUGAGACAAACGUUUCGCAGUUUCUCAAGCAAUUUUGGCAGUUGAAAAAUUGCGCUUCCCCUCGUGUCUGCUUCAGUUGUUAAACAGUGCAUGUUGUUUGACAUUGUAUUUAUAAUUUCUUUCCAAACAGUGGCAAUCUUUGAAGAUGACUCAUAGCGAAAGAAGGAAGAUUUUGUGUUCAGUUUCAUUUCAUGUGAUCGCGAUCACGUGUGUUGUAUGGUCACUUUGGGUUUUAAUUGAACGCACAGCACAGGAGAUACGUCAGGGACAACUCGACUGGCCGUUUUGGACUAAACUUGUUGUAGUUGCUAUUGGUUUUACUGGAGGACUUGUUUUCAUGUACGUUCAAUGUAAGGUGUAUGUACAACUGUGGAGAAGAUUGAGAGCUUUUAACCGUAUAAUAUUGGUCAAGAAUGUUACUGAGGAAGAGGACGUGACUGAAUAUAUAUAG